Messenger RNA from Venturia canescens, 2385 nucleotides. RefSeq names its product phenylalanine--tRNA ligase alpha subunit (gene alpha-PheRS). Gene Ontology annotation, biological process: phenylalanyl-tRNA aminoacylation. Gene Ontology annotation, cellular component: cytosol; cytoplasm; phenylalanine-tRNA ligase complex. Gene Ontology annotation, molecular function: ATP binding; tRNA binding; phenylalanine-tRNA ligase activity. Bases 217 to 2280 code for a protein of 687 amino acids. The record is from RefSeq and is a predicted model, not a curated record. NCBI's taxonomy places the organism in Eukaryota, Metazoa, Arthropoda, Insecta, Hymenoptera, Ichneumonidae. The transcript is spliced from 8 exons.
AACGUCUCCUCCUCUAUAUAACCGUAAUUAUAUUGUCGAAACUCGGAACGUGCCGGCUGUGCUCUAUUCUUACCUUACACACGUAAGAAUAUGAUAAAAUAAUAUUCUUGCAAUAUUUAUUGAUACAUUACUUUCAUCUUACGUCUCUGUAGAAUCUUCCGAUUAUUUCGGAGUGGAAAUUUGUUCUCUCGAGUUAUUAUGUACUAAGAGUUAAGAAUGGCAAAUAAAUUAGUAGAGCAAGUUUUGGAAUAUGUAGCGGAACACGGAGAGGCCAAUUCGUUAGAUUUGGUGGGAAAAAUUGACGAUGAUCAUCAGAAAAUCAUCGGGGCUAUCAAAAGUCUACAAACUCUACCAGAUGUCAUCACUGUUGAACAAACCAGUGGGAGAAAAUGGGAGCUAACGGAAGAAGGCCAACACGUUGUUGAAAAUGGAAGUCAUGAAGCUGUGCUUUACAAUGCUAUUCCUGAAGGCGGUAUCGUGCAGUCAGAAAUCAUGAAAAAAUUGCCGUAUGCCAAAGUCGGUUUAUCUAAAGCACUUCAGGCCAGUUGGGUCAAACUUUCUAAGAAAGAUGGUGCUCCUUUUCUCGAUAAAAAUAUUCCGUCCAUUGUGGAUACUACUCAAAUACACUUGAAGAACCUCGAUGAUGUUCCUGAUAACGUCAAAGCUGAAUAUAAGAAGAGAAAACUCCUGCAAGAAGUCGUAAUAAAAAGUUCAAUCGUAAGGAAAGGACCGAAUUUCAGUACGAAAAUCGAGAAACAAGAGGCUGAUUUGACCGCAGAUUUAUUAGUGAGUGGUGCAUGGAAGGAAAAGAAAUUCAAGCCCUAUAACUUUGAUGCUCUGGGCACUGCUCUUGAAGUUGGACAUUUACAUCCAUUGUUAAAAGUUCGUGCGGAAUUCAGGAAGAUUUUCCUGGAGAUGGGCUUCGCAGAAAUGCCAACAAAUAAUUUUGUGGAAAGCUCGUUCUGGAACUUUGACGCUCUUUUCCAGCCUCAGCAACAUCCGGCUCGCGAUGCACACGACACUUUCUUCAUUUCCAAGCCGAGAACCAGUGGCAAUUUUCCCAAAGAAUACAUGGAAAAGGUGAAAAAAGUCCACAGCGAAGGUGGCUAUGGAUCUCAGGGGUACAGAUACGACUGGAAAAUUGAAGAAGCCCAAAAAAAUUUAUUACGAACUCACACAACGGCCGUGAGCGCCCGAAUGCUUUAUAAGCUCAUGCAGAAAGGUGAAUUCAAACCUGUGAGAUACUUCAGUAUAGAUCGGGUAUUUCGUAACGAGACUCUAGACGCUACGCACCUUGCGGAAUUUCAUCAAGUAGAGGGUGUAAUCGCUGAUUAUAAUUUGACAUUGGGAGAUUUGAUCGGCACACUUUACGAAUUUUUCAAAAAGCUUGGUAUCGAACAGCUAGAAUUCAAACCAGCUUACAAUCCUUACACCGAGCCGAGCAUGGAAAUUUUUUGUUUCCAUAAUGGACUUGGAAAAUGGAUUGAAAUCGGAAAUAGUGGAAUGUUCCGACCGGAAAUGUUAUUACCAAUGGGUUUGCCGGAAAACGUCAAUGUUAUUGCUUGGGGUUUGUCUUUGGAACGGCCCACGAUGAUCAAAUACAACCUGAACAAUAUAAGAGAUCUGGUUGGUUCUAAAGUUGAUCUACAAAUGGUCUAUGACAAUCCCGUCUGUCGACUCGAAAAAAGCGGUCCGAGAAUUCCUUUACGAAAAAAAUUACAACAGUCAAUAAAAGAGUUGACCGAACCGUCAGGGAAACAAAAUAUUGUCAUAUUUUGCGAUCCAAAGUAUCCAAUGCAUUGUUUAGAAUCGCUGCUUGGAUUGGCACGAGACAAGCUAAAGCCACAUGUGAAGGUUUACAUUCAUUCUUCGGUGUUCGAGAAGAGCUCAAAAUUAGAACAUUUUUGCAAAGAAUUUCAAACGGGAGUUGAGAAUUCGGAAUUACAAAUAGAUUUUAUCUGGAAAUCCGUGGGGCUUGAUCCACUCGCGAGAUUGCCUGGAAAUUGUGAAAUUCAUGGUUUAAUAAACAUAGCGAGGUACUUGAAUCGUUUGUUUGAAGCUAAAAUUCCUGGAAUGUUGACGUACGAAAAAAAAGGUGCGAGUUAUGCGAGUAAAGUAGACUCAUUUCUGGAUAGUAUUCAUGGCAUUUUGCACGGAGUUGAUAAAGGUAGAUUAGAUGCUAUUAAUAAAAAUAAAAAAAAUCGUUAUAUCCUCGGAGACGAGAUAUCCCUCGCUGAUAUCAUAUGUCACUCCUAUGGACUAAAUUCGAACUAUCGAUGAGAAGGAAACAAAACAUUUACACAAUGAGGAUGAACGAUCUUGUGUACCAAUAAAAUAUAUUUUCACCCGAAUGUAAAACUUGAAUAAAAUAUUUAUUAUACAGGA